GCGCAGUGCGCGUUCGCCUCUCCCCUGCGCGCUGAGGCGGCGCCGCCGCCGCCAUUUUGAGAGCGCGCCGCGCGGUGCCGCGUCCGCCGCCGCCGCCAUGCGUCCCGGCAUAAAGCUCUUCGUGGGCAACGUGCCCGAGGAGGCCACGGCGGAGGAGCUGAGCGAGCUGUUCGCCGGCGCCGCCGGGCCCGUGCUCGGCGUCGCGCUCAUGAAGCAGUUCGCGUUCGUGCACUUGCGGGACGAGGCGGCGGCCGCGCGCGCCAUCACGCAGCUCAACGGGCACCAGCUGCACGGGCGCCGCAUCGUGGUGGAGCCGUCGCGGCCGCGGCCCACUAACACCUGCAAGAUCUUCGUGGGCAACGUGUCGGCCGCGUGCACGAGCGGCGAGCUGCGCUCGCUCUUCCAGCAGUACGGCACCGUGGUCGAGUGCGACGUGGUCAAAGACUAUGCAUUUGUGCACAUGGAGAACGAAGCAGAUGCAAAAGUUGCCAUCGAAAAUCUUAACGGGAAGGAGGUGAAAGGAAGACGAGUCAAUGUGGAACUCUCUACUAACGUGCAGAAAAAGGGAGCAGCCCAGACUAUCCAGGCAGGCGUCGUUGUUGACAAGAACAAGCGGAUAGGGCUGGAGUAUAGGGAAAAGUUCCAGCCCAAGAUAGACGGUUUUGAGCAGCGGCGCGCGGCGGACUCCAGCUUCGCGGCCGCCGGCUACGCGGCCUCGUCCUCCCUGUACGAUUACCAGCAGCGCUUCGGCGGCAACGGCACCACCAAGUACGACGCGCUGGAGGCGGCGGCGCGGCCCGCCUCGCCCGCCUGCUUCGGCAGGGACCGCAGCCCGCUGCGGCGCUCGCCCUCGCGCACCGCCUACGCCGGCUCCAUUGAGGCCCGGGUGGGCUCUGCAGACCCCACACAGACCUCCCCGGGCUCCAUGCAGGCCCAGGCAGUCUCUACAGGACCCGAGUGCUCCCUGGGGCCCAUAUAG
Molecule: messenger RNA, 979 nt
Organism: Nothoprocta perdicaria
Lineage: Eukaryota; Metazoa; Chordata; Aves; Tinamiformes; Tinamidae
Product: RNA-binding protein 14-like
Exons: 3
Coding region: 98-979 (293 amino acids)
Cellular component (GO): cytosol
Molecular function (GO): mRNA binding
Source: RefSeq, a predicted model, not a curated record